Messenger RNA from Psylliodes chrysocephalus, 1104 nucleotides. The record is from the annotation of a GenBank genome assembly. Lineage: Eukaryota; Metazoa; Arthropoda; Insecta; Coleoptera; Chrysomelidae.
AUGUCUCUAGUUUGUCGUUAUAAGAACUGCAGGUACAAUAGAAACAUGUUUCAAGAAAUUAUCAUCUUUCUGGCAUUGCGUAUCACAUUUACAUUUGCCACUAUUUCAAAUACAGUAGAAUCAGUAGACACCAAUCUCCUACUGCCAUCUAAACAGUAUUAUCCAGUAGAAAAAACCAUUUAUGUUCCUUAUAAAGUUUAUGAAGAACAGGAAGUCUACUUUUUUCAUAGAUAUCCAGUUAUCAAAGAAGUACCAGUACCUAUUGCCGUACCAGUAGAGGUACCUAUAAUAAAACAUGUACAAGUACCAUAUCCAGUACCUGUACUCAAAUUAACACCUGUACCAGUACCGAUCAAAGUACCAAAACCUUAUCCUAUUAUAAAAGAAGUGCGAGUACCAGUAAAAAUACCUAUAAAAGUACCCAAGCCAUAUCCCGUUGAAAAAAUUAUUCGCUACCCUGUGAGAUUUUUCUCAAAGAGGCCGGUACCUUAUAAAAUAGAACAACCAGUAGCAGUAACUGAAGAAAAGUUUAUACCGGUACCUGUAGAAAAACCAGUACCGUACCCCAUAAAAGUAGAAGUAUCUAGACCGGUACCGUACCUUGUGGAAAAAGAAGUACUAUAUCCUGUGAAAGUUCCUGUAAAAAUACCAAUACCAGUAGAAGGAGUAAAUGAGUAUUCACAAUAUGAUAAAAGAGAAUAUAUAAAAGACGAUGAAACUGAAACAAGAGUGAAACAUGUUGUACCAGAACAAAAUUUUCUAGAAUCAGUUAGAAAAGAAAGAAUUACAAACAAAAUUACCGAAAAUAUUAGUAACUCUCUUCAAGAUGAUCUACCAGAUAAUCAGAAGAGCAAAACUGAUACAAAUGAUGCCAAAAUAUUUGUUUCUAAUUAUAAAGAUGAUGAAAUAAUUAUCAAGUUUGAAGAUAAAAAUAAUAAAACCGAAAAUAUAGAUGAUAGACGAUUGGAAGAAGCAAAGAAUGUACCAAAUGAUCAUGUCAAAGAAAUACAUGAAGAGAAACAAGAUGUAGAAGACAACAUUAAAAAUAACGAGACAAAUGUGGUUAAAUAUAUGUAUAAAACAAAUAUUCAAAAGAUAAUAUAA